Messenger RNA from Paramecium sonneborni, 545 nucleotides. The record is from the annotation of a GenBank genome assembly. Lineage: Eukaryota; Ciliophora; Oligohymenophorea; Peniculida; Parameciidae.
UAGUAAUAUAUUUUUUAAGACAAUUAUGAGAAAGAAAAUUGAUAGAAUUAAUUUAGAAUUUGAAAAACCUUAAGUAAAAUUCAUUGAACAAUUCAGAAUGAGAGUGAACGGAGGAAGUAAUAUAGAUUCAUAAAAUUACAAAAUUGAAGAUAAAAUUUAAAAGAAAAUCAAAAACAAUGAUGAUGAUCCACUUGUUAUAUAAUAAGAUGAAGAUGAAGAUAAAUAUGAUGUAGAAAAUGCUUUAGUUAUUGAUGGAAAUGGAAAUGAUGGUAAUCUCGAAUUUAAUAUGAACAAAUUCAAACCUGAAUAUGUAGGAUCAAAAAAAUAAAAGAAAUAGGAUUAAAAAAGCAAGAAUAUUAAGUCUGUUAUUGGACAAUAAGAAGAAAAAAAUGAAAAAGAGAAGUAGGAAGAAGAUUUAAAAAAAUAAUUUGCUUAAUUAUCACAAACCUAGAAACCUACUUUAGCGAAGAAAUCAAAAAUAGAUGAAAUUGUAAAGAAAACUAAUAAACCAACAAUACUUUCUUUUGAUUAGGAUGAUUUUUGAU